Molecule: messenger RNA, 1047 nt
Organism: Monascus purpureus
Lineage: Eukaryota; Fungi; Ascomycota; Eurotiomycetes; Eurotiales; Aspergillaceae
Source: the annotation of a GenBank genome assembly
AUGUGUGCGUUCAGCUUGGGGACUGAAACGGAUGGAAGCGUUGUGUUUCCGGCCGAUCGCAACGGGGUAGUCGGGAUCAAACCCACCGUUGGCUUAGUUUCGUGUCAGGGCGUUAUUCCAGAAUGCAGCAGCCUCGAUACUGUUGGGACAUUGGCGAGGACCGUUAAAGAUGCAGCUAUCGUGCUGGAUUGUAUUACCAAGUCCUUUGUUUCAGAACAACAGUACACCUCCUAUAUCUCUGGACAGGAGGCUCUGGAAGGUGCUAGGUUUGGACUACCGUGGAAAGGGGUGUGGGAGAUGGCGAGCAAAAAUAAAUCUCUAAAGGCUCAAUACUCAAGACUAGGGGAGGUGAUCCAACGUAUCAAGGAUGCUGGUGCCGAAGUUAUCGAAAACACUGAUUUUCCCAGUGCAGAGGAGAUCAUAUCCCCCAAAGGCUGGGACUGGGAAUUUCCCGAAGACCGCCCUCAUCAAUCCGAGUUCACAGUAGUCAAAACAGAAUUCUACAAUCACCUCAAGACUUAUCUAGCCGGCUUAACCAGCAACCCUAACAAUAUUCACUCACUGGAAGAUGUCAUCGCUUAUAAUAUGAAGUAUACAGAGAAAGAAGGCGGCCGCCCGGGGACGCAUCCUGCCUGGCCCAAAGGCCAGGCUAACUUCGAGAAGAGCCUGGAGUCUAAGGGUGUCAUGGAUGACACAUACUACAAGGCUUUGGCGUACAUCCGGCGAAAGUCACGAGAGGAAGGCAUCGAUGCGGCGUUAUCCUGUGGAGGUUUGCAGCUCGAUGGGUUGCUAGUGCCUGUUCAAGCAGAGACCGGCGUUGCGUGCCAGGUGGCGGCUAAAGCUGGGUAUCCAAUGAUCACGGUUCCUGUUGGCGUUGACGACCAGGGCAUCGCAUUCGGUAUCGGGAUUAUCCAAACUUCACGCAGAGAAGACAUGCUCAUAAAAUACGGUUCUGCCAUUGAGAGUCUCAUCCAGGGAAGGACUAGGCCACAGUUUCUCAACAUUCAUGCCGACAAUUACAUGUAUGUUGGCGAUGGGCCGAAGUAG